UUUUCCGAAGCUCUUUGAGUUCUCCUUGGCAGCCGGCACAGACGAGUUCUCACAGAUUUCAGAGGUGGAGGGUUUGGGCAGAAAUCCCAGCCUCUUCUCUUGCUUGCUUUCUUUUCUUUUCAUUUCUUUUUUUAAACUGCAGAGGAGGAAAUCGUUUUGAGUCAACAGGUGCUCCACUUUGGCCCUGUGACAGAAGUCAGACGGAAACCGUUUUUUGAAAUGCGAGCAUCGAGGGCGCGCAAGGGAGGAGGGAUCAGCGGCGAGAGGAGAGCUUUCUGUUCCACUCAGGGGCCGCAUGCUAUUUUGAGACAUUCUUACCAAACAGCAUGUGAACGUAAAGAGAGUUCUUCUUCUUCUUCUGUUUUGACCUCCUCAGACUCGACUAGAGACCACCAAGCACGACUUCAGCACACUGACACCAUGCUUACCCUGGAGGACAAGUCGGCUCUUUUCUUGCUUUCACGAGUGGCUCCACGAUGAACGACUCCAACGGUGGGAACAACACAACCAGUCAUCCCUACACAGGGAUCCGUCUGUUGGCUUCCAUCAGCUCCUUUGUGCUCCUGGCGUUCUUCAACUUGGUCAUCAACUACACCAUCCUGAGCGUGGAGAAGUUGCGUAACCAGGCCCGCUUCGUGCUCAUCUUCCACCUGCUCUUCUCUGGGUUGGUUUAUUUCGGGAUGAGCAGCAUCUUCUACCUGCAGAGCUACCUGGCCUGGUCGGUGCCUGAGGGGUUUUGCUUGGCUCUCAUCACUGGCUUGAUGACCAGUGCCUCCAGCAUCCUCCUAACUUUGACAUUCAUGGCCUUGGACCGAUACUGUGCCAUCUGCUUUCCUCUCAAAUAUAGUUCUUUUAGCCAAGGGUAUCAACCGUGGAUUACAGGGCUGCUCGCUUGGAUUCUGGCGUUGCCCAUUCCUCUGUGGCUGGUGCUCAAGGAGAACAAGAACUUCUACCAGUGUGAAUUGGCUGCAAAACCGAAAGGAGGGGAGGUGGCCAAGAUCCUGCUGGUCACUUGCUGCAGCCUCCUCAUCCUCUUCACCUAUGUCCAGAUUUUUCGGGAAGGGAGAAGGCUGGGGGUUUUGAACAGGCGUAACCGGAUCGGCACACGGACAAUCAGUAUGCAUGGCUUACAGCUGGCAGUGUAUAUCCUGCCCAAUUUUGUGAACUUCAUCAUCUACACACUGAGCAGCAAAAACCAGGACCUCUUUAAAGGCAUCAACUAUGCCUUCUUCAGCUUCGCUCAGUGCAUUAGCCCUGUGAUUUAUGGGCUGCGGAAAGAGGAGCUAUGUGAGCAGCUACACCUGAAAUUCCCCUGCAUGGUGAACAACCUGAAGGCGUUUCUGGAGUGGACCGCUAGUACCAAAAAGCACUGCUUCCGACAGCAGGAAUACUCGCAGCCACAGAAUGGGAGCAGCGUCUGAACGGCACUGAUGGGGCACUAGUGGGCCGAGCAGCAGAACCCGGGCUGAAAUAGAAAGGGCAGAUGAGUCAAAAAUGUGAAGGAGCAAAGCAGGUGGACCUGGCCUGGAAUGCAGAGGGUGCAAACAUCUGAAAUCAGUCAAAAAUGUGAAGGAGCCAAGUAGGGGGAGAUCAACCCGGAAUGGAAAGGGAAAAUGGGAGAGAAAAGGGUCAAGCAGAUGAAGCUGGACUGGAAAAUAAAGGGGCAAGCAAGUCAACCUGGAAUUGAAUACAAAGGCAGCUGGCAAGUGGACUUGGACAUAAACACAUACAGGGCAAAUAGGUGAAGCCCAACUGCAAUAUGAACCGGGCAAAGAGAUGAAGCUCGACAUAAACCUAAAAGGUUCAACAGGUGAAGCUCGAGUGGACCACAAAAGGACUUAAAGAUGGCAGAGGAAUGAAUCAGGACUGCACUCAGGAAAUGACUGCCAAGAACUACAGUGACAUUCAUAUUUGUCUGAAUUUCUGUCAGUAUGAGCUGGGGACAUAUUAGAAGUAUGGGAGCUUUUUUAUUAUCUUGAGUAAACAGCACUAAAGUGUCUUCUUUUAUUUAUAAAGACAGUCAAACUGAAUAGGGACACUGAGCCUUUCUUCAAAAACACAUGUGGACAUUUGUUAUGUGUUAAGAAUCAGUAUGUAUUAUAUACAUGAUGAAAUACAGUAAUUUCCAAAUCA
This is a messenger RNA of Polypterus senegalus (gray bichir), 2133 nucleotides long. RefSeq lists its product as uncharacterized. Gene Ontology annotation, biological process: G protein-coupled receptor signaling pathway. The transcript has a single exon. Gene Ontology annotation, molecular function: G protein-coupled receptor activity. Gene Ontology annotation, cellular component: membrane. NCBI's taxonomy places the organism in Eukaryota, Metazoa, Chordata, Cladistia, Polypteriformes, Polypteridae. The record is from RefSeq and is a predicted model, not a curated record. Bases 477 to 1421 code for a protein of 314 amino acids.